GCAGUAGUGAUACAGCAGUGACAACCGCGUCUUCUUCCAGCACACAUACAACCACACAAACAACAACGCAAACAACCACACCGCCGCCGCCUACAAACACAAUGGCCGACGCCGCACUCACACCCACGCCCACCUCCUCCUCCGAGUCCACCGCCUCGCCAGUCUCAUUCACGUACCCCUUCGCCGCGGCGCCGGACAUCAUCCGCUCAAACCAAAAGGACUCCUACUACCAAGGAAUCCUAUUCGAGAAGCUCUCGACGAUCCUGCGCAACGCCUAUGGCGCGCGGAUACUGCACAAGUACAGUCUCGAGGCGAAGGCGGGCGCGGAGCUGCUAUAUCUCGCGCUCACCACCCUGCAGGGCUCGCGGACGCUGGGAGAGGAGUAUUGCGAUAUUCUCUAUGUCGGGAAGGGGCAGGAGGCGCCUGUGUUGGAGAGGAGAGCGGGAUUCAUCCUCACGACAGUGCUAGUGCCGUACAUCCUUUCCAAGUCGCUGCCGAAGCUGCGCAGCAAGCUGCGGAUCAUCCUCGCGCCGCGCCCGAACGCGAAGCCGACCCUCGUCUCCGCGAUCAAAGCCUACCUCCUGCAGCACCUAGACACGCUGACGAGCGCGGACAACGUGCUGGCGGUGCACCUGGGACUGUUCUACUUCACGGGCGCGUACUAUCACCUGUCGAAGCGGCUGUGGGGGCUGCGCUACAUCUUCACUAAGCGCCUGGCGCCGCACGAGCAGCGGCAGGGCUACGAGGUGCUCGGCGUGCUGCUGCUCGCCCAGCUCGGUACCCAGGCGUACUUUCACGCAACAUCUACGUGGAGUAAUAGCGCCGCGAUACUGCCGGAGGAGUCGGCGGUCAGCCUCCUCGGCGCCGCGGAUAAUAGGAACCCCCGCCACGACGAGGACACGGGUAGAGUCGAGCCCGCGGUGGAUCUGGAGGAUGACGGACGGAUGGCGUUCCUAAAGGGAGAGAUGGCGAGGAAAUGCACCCUCUGUCUGGAAAAUAUGAAGGAUCCGACCGCGACAGCUUGCGGUCACGUCUUCUGCUGGAGCUGCAUCGGCGAGUGGUGCAGGAAUAAGCCGGAAUGUCCGCUGUGCAGGCAGGCGGCGCUGGUGCAGCAUUUGCUGCCGCUCAGAGCGUAGGUUGUUGCUUAUGGUGGGUGAGGUAAUCUUGUUUACGGUUUUUGUUUACUGCGAUUGUCGAACAUAUAUAUAUAGAGCGCGGGCGAGUGAUAAUCUGUAUGGCUUUUUGUUUUGUUUUGGAUCUACCUGGAAUGAUUGGCUGGUUGGAACUUGCGGAUGAUGGGUGUGAUUAAUGAUGGAUGUGAUUACCAUGAAUACACCACAUGCACAGAGGUAAAAGCUCGUGAAGGAAAAGGAUAUGGAUAUGGCGUAGUGUUCCUCCGUCUAUGUACACCCAUCAUCGUCUACCUACCUACCUACCUACCUACCUACCGCAGAACCAGAGCGGCGACGUCUAUCUUACAAAC
Molecule: messenger RNA, 1483 nt
Organism: Tricharina praecox
Lineage: Eukaryota; Fungi; Ascomycota; Pezizomycetes; Pezizales; Pyronemataceae
Product: Pex12 amino terminal region-domain-containing protein
Exons: 3
Coding region: 102-1136 (344 amino acids)
Biological process (GO): protein import into peroxisome matrix
Cellular component (GO): peroxisomal membrane
Molecular function (GO): zinc ion binding
Source: RefSeq, a predicted model, not a curated record